AAAAUAACUCAUUAUUAUAUUCCAACUUCAGGCCUUGACAGGGUUAACUCCAAGAGAAUGGAAGGCUGAGACUGAAGCAAGAGAGGCGGGUCUUCCCAGCUCAGAUUGCAUCCCAAACUCCCCCCUUGCCAUACAUACAGAUACACACACCCGCUUUUUGAUUCUCCUCCUCUUCUAGGUCCCAGGGGAGGGGAAUGUGGGAUCGUGAGAUCAAAAAUAACCCUCUUAUGUCAAAGCAGGGGGAAGAAAGUAUAAAUACCGAGGGUUCGGUAGCCUGCUUUGGUGCUUCCAAGGCUGGAGAAGGAAGGAAGGGAGGAAGGAAGGAGCUAUCCAUCGCAAGCUCUCCAAGCCUCCUGCAGACACCCUUUUCCAAGGGGACGACUCGCCUUCCUCUUCCUCCUGCUGCUAUUUUUGCUUGACACUGUGCAGCAUCUUGCUUGGAAAGGAGCUUGGCAGGCCGGGUAUCAAAACCCACCACUUUGGGGAGCAGAAAGAGGACUUUGCCCACUUUUCCCUCCCACACUUGGGCAACUUGCAUCUUCUAACUCACCCAGUCUUCCCCAUUUCUCUCUCUGCUUCUCUCUAUCAAUUUCUCUUUCCUAUCACUUUUGAUUUCCCCACUGCCCUCUGAUUCUGUGGUUUCCAGAUUUGCUUCUCCAGCAACCCAAGUUUUCCUCUGCCUCUAUGCCUGCUUUCCCUCCAAGGCCUCCCUCUUUCACUGGCAGGCUGGCACCUGCUCCUGGCUCUCCUUGGGUGCUCUUCUGGAUGCUCCUGCCCCAUGCCCUGGCCCUGUCCAUCCCCACCGGAGACUCCCAGGAGGUGGUGCCAGUCUGGAUGGGCAGCAGGGAAGGGCAGGUGUGCUUCUCCCUGGCUGCCUUCGGGAGGGAAUUUGUGCUGCACUUGGAGCCCGAUGCCAGCUUCUUGGCACCCGGACUGAAGAUCCAGCAUAUCGGAAGGAAGGAGCCCACUGCUGAGUUUCUGCCCGAAGAAGAAGAAGAGGAGGAUGCAAGGCUGCAGAGAAGAUGCUUCUACUCAGGGACUGUCAACUCGCAGCCAGACUCCUUGGUGGCCGUCAGCUUGUGCCAAGGCAUCCAUGGCUCCUUCUUAGUGGACGGAGAGAAGUAUGUCAUCCAACCUCAAGGCCAAGGAAGUGGAGAGCUCCUGCUGCAGGUCCACCAGCUCCAGAAGCAGGGCUGGGCAAAAGAGGUCCCUGAGGACAUCCCAGAAGAAGCCGCUCAGGCUGAACCUAGCAGCAGCAACAGCAGAGCCAAGCGGUUCACUUCUCAAGCUCGCUAUGUGGAGACUCUGCUGGUGGCAGACACAUCAAUGCUCCGCUUCUACGGGGAAGACCUGACGAAUCAUAUCCUCACUUUAAUGUCCGUAGCUGCUCAGAUCUACAAACACCCCAGCCUGAAGAACUCUAUCAAUUUGGUGGUAGUGAAGGUGCUGCUGGUGGAAGACGAGAAGGCUGGGCCGGAAGUCUCGGACAAUGGAGGGCUCAUGCUACGUAACUUCUGCAACUGGCAACAGCAGUUCAACCCUCCAAGUGACCGUCACUCCGAACACUAUGACACAGCAAUCCUCUUGACAAGACAGGAUUUCUGUGGACAUCAGAGCUGCAGUACGCUUGGAGUGGCUGAGACUGGCACCAUGUGUGACCCCAACAAAAGCUGUUCUGUGAUAGAAGAUGAGGGCCUCCAGGCUGCCUACACUUUGGCCCAUGAACUAGGGCACGUUCUCAGCAUGCCUCAUGACGAUUCCAAGACAUGUGAGAGACUCUUCGGGAGCUUAGGAAGGCAUCACAUGAUGGCUCCUCUCUUUAUCCAUCUGAACAAAACUCUGCCAUGGUCACCAUGCAGUGCCAUGUAUAUCACAGAAUUUUUGGAUGGAGGACAUGGUGACUGUCUGCUUGAUGAACCAGCCGAGCCUAUUGCCUUCCCCACAGACCUUCCUGGCCAAGUGGCCUUAUAUAACCUGGAUCGUCAGUGUCAGCAAAUCUUCGGCAAAGAGUUCCAACAUUGUCCAAAUGCCUCUCAGGAGGACAUCUGCUCCCAGCUCUGGUGCAAGCUAGAUGCAGGAGAACGCCUGUGCCACACCAAAAAUGGCAGCUUGCCUUGGGCAGAUGGGACAUCUUGUGGGGCAGGGAAGAUGUGCUUGGAUGGGCAUUGUGUAGCGCAGGAUGCCGUGAUCCCUGAGCCUCCAGUGGAUGGAAACUGGGGACCCUGGAGCUCUUGGGGACCAUGUUCCAGGACAUGUGGUGGAGGCGUGCAUUUCUCCUACAGAGCCUGUGACAAUCCUGUGCCUAAGAAUGGGGGCAAAUACUGUGAAGGCCAAAGAGUCCAAUAUCAGUCAUGCAACACGGAAGAAUGCCCACCUAAUGACAAGAGUUUUCGAGAGCAACAGUGUGAAAAGUACAACAGAUACAACUACACAGACAUGAAUGGGAAUCUGCUGGAGUGGGCCCCUAAGUAUGCAGGAGUAUCACCUCGAGAUCGCUGCAAGCUGGUCUGUCAGGCGAAGAAAGGGAAUGAAUUCAAAGUGUUUGAGACUAAAGUGAUUGAUGGGACUGUCUGCGCACCGGAUACACUCUCUGUUUGUGUCCAUGGUCAGUGCAUCAAGGCUGGCUGUGACCACAUUAUUGGAUCACUCAAGAAAUUAGACAAGUGUGGGGUUUGCGGCGGCAAUGGGUCAUCUUGCAGGAAAAUAACUGGAUCACUCAACAGAUCCAAGUUUGGGUAUAAUGACAUUGUCACAAUUCCUGUGGGAGCAACCAACAUUGAUAUCAAGCAACACAGCCGCCGAGGAGUGAGGCACGAUGGGAACUAUUUAGCUUUGAGGACACUGGAUGGUAAAUACCUCUUGAAUGGAAACCUCACUGUUUCUGCCAUGGAACAAGACAUUUUCAUGAAAGGGACUGUCCUGAGAUACAGUGGCUCCCUUACAACCCUGGAACGCCUUCAGAGUUACCAGCGACUCCCCGAAUCCAUUACUGUCCAGGUGCUGUCAGUUUCCAGUGAGAUGUUCCUCCCCAAGGUAUUCCCUUCUCCAAAGGUGAGAUACACCUUCUUUAUCCCCAAGGACACCUACUUUAGCAAGCAGAAGAGCAAGGAGAAGAGCUUGGCCAAUGUCAUCAAGCCCAUGUUGACGUCGCAGUGGGUGCUGGGAGACUGGUCUGAGUGCUCGAAAUCCUGUGGCUCCGGCUGGCAGAGACGAACAGUUGAAUGCCUAGACGUAGACGGUCAGAGCUCCUUGACCUGUGACAAGGGCCUCAAGCCGGAGGACAUCAAGCCCUGCAGCGACCUCCCAUGCCCGAUCUGGCAGAUGGGGCCUUGGUCCCCCUGUUCCCAGACGUGUGGAGAGGGAGUGCGGACACGAAGUGCCUUGUGCACUGACUAUGUGGGGAAGCCCAUUGCCUCAGAGAAAUGCAGUUCACCACGUCCACCACCAGCCACUAGUCCUUGCAUGCUCCAGGAGUGCUGAGGCAAAGCCAAAGUUCCGACACAUGAGAGGCAUGUGUAACAUAGGCUAACUACUAACCCAAAACCAGGCUUGGUCUGGCCAAGCAGGGCUGUAGGUUUUAAAGGCAGAUGUGCACUAACUGGCCUGAACAGGCCCUCGCCAGGUAGAUCUGUUGAAAAGAUUAGGAGGCAUUGAAGAUCAGCCACUCUUUCUUUCCCUCUUUCUUCUUCCUGCUUUGUCUUCCUCCAAAGUGACAUCUACCUCAGUGUGGGGGAAUGGCAUGGGAUUUUUGACAAAUCAUAUGACUUUUUAAAAUAUUCUUUAGGGUGCUGGGGGUUAUGGGCUUAUAUUUAACAACUAGGAGGAAUAGAAAUGUCUCUUAGGUGUGAGCAGAAGGUAGAUGAACCAAUAAGAUCUAGCUACACUCCAAAGUACUUCCUCUUUCCCAGGGGGUGCCACCUUAAUAACCCAGAGAGGAGCAACAAAGGUUACUAGAUCAGGAGCUAGCCACUUUCUACAGCACUUGUCCUUCUUUUUUGAGGUGUUGGGUAUGACUGACUUCAUUUCUUCUCCCUCUAGCCAUUUUUAAAGUCAUGACCACAGAACUAGUAAAUAUGACUAAAGUCCAAUAAUUCUUGCAAUUUUCAUAGUCAUUAGCUUUGCCCAGAUUUUGCAAACAACUUGGAAAGAGCUGUAGUAUAUCCCUUUCUGGCACUGGUUGUGUUUCUUAUGUAGAUAUUUGUUCAUUGCUUUCACUAUCAAUAUCUAAUGACAUCCCACUCAAUGUAUGAUUCCUGAUCACCCAUGUGACUAUUUUAGGGAGGAGAAAGAAAUCGCUAUAUGGCUACUGUGCUGAUGCUAUUAUAGCCAUGGGAAAUAUUUGUGCCCAUUAUAAUAACUGGUUUCUUCUUGGGUUGAAUUCAGCAUUAAGUAAGGCAGGAUAUCUUUAGCCGGAGUCCCCUCGAAGGAGAGGGAUUGUGUUUCUGCCUUUACGCCAGACCCAUAACUUGCUCAUUCAUCUCCAUCAGGGUCAUUAUCCUGUAUGUGUCUCUCCUUUGCUGUCUGCAGCUGAGGAGGCAGAUAGUCUUCCUGUCUGAGGCGGGAGCUCUUCCUUCCCAACCAGGAGCCUGGCCAAAGCAGAGCAGAACAGCCAAAAUAUCUCUCUCUGGCCCAGACUGUCUGGCCCAAGGGGAGACACUCAAUCAGCCAACGAACUUUCACCCUUUCCAGCAAAUUGCCUUCAAGUGAACUUGUACCAGGACAAGGAGAUCCUAGCAGCAAGAGGUGUCUUAGAAAAGAUCUGCAAGGCAACUGAGAAGUGUCGUAUUUGGAGGCCUCUGAGAACAGCGUGUGCCUGUAUGUGCCUUCAAGUUGCGUGUCAACUUAUGGAAACCCCAUGAAUUUCAUAAGGUUUUCCUAUGCAGGAGUUGUUUGCCAUUGUCUUCUUCUGAAAUAUAGUCAACAGCACUUGACAUUCUUUGGCAGCCUUCCAUCCAAGUGCUAACCAGAGCUGACCUUGCUUAGCUUCCAAGAUCAGACAGGAUCUGGUGCCUUCAGAGUAUUUAGGAGUCAGGGAAAGAGAAGGCCAUGAAACAAUUCAACAUCCUGGCCUUACUUUCUCAGCAAUUUUUAUCCUACUUCUCGGUUUUCCCCAAUUGCAUGGAUUUUUGCUUUAGAACGAAAGCCGCUGAGCCCUCAGCUGUCAUUGCUCUCAUUAUCUGUCUUUCCUUUAUUCAUUUUCAAAAAAUAAGAUGUGAGAAUUUCAGACUGUGUUUCUUCAUCUCGCUCCAAAAUUGUCAUUGGCAACAGCAGAUAGACUUUGGGAUUUAUAAGCAGAUCAGCUCAGGGGAAAGUGUCCAGCUUGGCUUUGCAAACAUUGGGCUUCUGCAUGUAUGGACAAGUGCAGCAUGCCAGCCUAUUGCUGGAUCAGCCCGUUCGCCUAUCCGUCUGUGGAACACAUACAGUACCCUGCUGCUCAAGUGAUAAAACUUUGUUGACAGACUGACAGCGAAGAGUACCAGCUUGCCAACGGAAAUGUCAGGUUUGGGGCAGGGCAUCUUGCUGCUCUUGUAAGAAGCUGUCAUGCCUCCCCCCUCACAUUUAAAAGGCUUUAUGUUAAUAUAAGCUUUCUUGAUGUGUUUGUUUUUCUCACAAAGCACAGUCCCAAAUGUUUGGAGACAAUUAAGAAUAUUUUGAUGAAGCCCUUUGUGCCUUGGAAAUGUAAGACUUCCUGUUGGUGUAGACAGAAACCUAGAGCCAUUCUAAACAUUAGAAAACAAUUCUGGACUUGAACCAUUUUGGAGUGUAUGGAGAAGGAGACAGUAUUUUUUUCUGAAAUACCCCUCUCCCCAAUUUCUUUUAAUUAUGUGCUGCCUGUGCAGACAGGAUAGUGAUAAAUGUUUCAUCUUGGUGUACUAGCAUGAUACAUUUGGGUUGUUUCUUUACACAAAGGCAUUCUGAUUCCCUCUAAUGGUAUAGUCCAAAAGCUUACCAACUCACUGGGCAUAAUGGAUGGAAGAAUUUGCUGCUGCUGUGCAACAUCCAUCAACAAAUGGAUGGUGUGGUCCCAGAAAGUGCUCUGUUUUUAGCCCCUUUGUUCCUUUAACUCCCAGAAAAAUCCCACAUGCGCAAACUUUGGAGCUAGGAAUGAGCAGCCUUUCUGUAGCACAUUGAUCAUUUUUAAUGCUAAUGUUGAAGGCCAUUGCACUGUGUAUCUGGCUUUGUGGAACGUUGUGAGUUAAGUGGUCUGUGCUUGGGAAAUCCAUGGUGUUGCUUGGCUCUUCUCUCUUGGGGGCGUAGCAGAGCAGAAUGCGCUCUGGCCAUCUCCAGGGAGGGCUUCCUGCCGACAGCAGCCUCUCCAACAAAGCUGCUCGGCACAAUCGCCAUGUGUUUUAAGUAGAGAUCUCUUCUUCGGCCAUUGUUGCUCUGGCCAAGCAUGAAGAGUUAGUUCUGCCUGUGUGAAAAGGAAGGGAAACCCUUUCACAGCGGAUCUGCCAUGAAGCAAGGCCCCUGACCCUCAGCACCUUCCCUGACAAUAGAAAGGAAGCUGGUUUUGUUCCUCUUGAACAGAGCAAGUUAAUGACUGCCUAAAGGGUCUCUCACUGGAACAACCCCAGGAGGGAAACGGCUGUAGCCUCAAACAUAUAUAUUAGGGAGCAGUUGGAAGACGAGGAUUUGGGCACAACAGACGCUCGGUCAAGAAUUCACUGGGUGGCCUCGGAGGAGGGACUGUCUCUUUUGACCCCGUGCAUCUACCACACAGAGAUAAUAGUGGCCUAUGACACUGAGCCAUUGUGGGAAGGAUGGUUGGGGAAACGUGAAGCACAAAAACGCCCAAACAGUAGGAACAACAGAGUCUGACAGCAUCAUCCUAUGCAUGUCUAUACAGAAAUAAACCCCACUGUGAUCAGAGAGAUCUGCCUCCAUGGGACUGCAGCAACAUGCACUCUGUUUAUUAUUAAGCUGGCACCACAUCACUUUUUAGUGUGGCUUUUUGCUAAAAUACACAAAUGCCAUCAGCUCUCUUUGGAAAUUUGUAAAAUAUCUUUCAAAACUUUAAAUUUAGAUUGUUAGUUCUACUAGAUGUGGAGCAUUUUGGGUAUGACUUUUCUCCCUCCUUUGCAUUGUCUGAAUAUCCUGAAGUUGCCAAAUCCUGUCUGAUUUUAGACUUUAAGCAAGGCCAGGCUUGGUUAGUAUUUGUAGGGGAGACCACCACCAGGGAACACCAAUGGCAGUGGCCUCUAUUCCAGAAGAAAUCUAUUAUAAACCACCUCCGAGUACUCCCUGUUCAAGAAAACUCAAUGAGUACAAAAUACGUUUGCACUUUGAACUUAGUUUGCAGGAAAUUGAUAGACAUGAGGAUAAAAGGGGGAAAGUGGAAUGAGUCUUCUUGUGGAGAGAAAAAGUGGGGUAUAAAUAAAUAUAAUGGUGGUGGUGGUGAUGAUCGUGAUGAUAAUGACGUGGGAAGGUAUAUCCUUUAAAACAUAGGAAGAAGCAAAUCCUGCAGCUUCUGCUUUUAGAAGGGCGACCUAAGCUUGAUGUAAUUGUAUAUGCCUAGAUAGAAAACCUUGAAUGCUUCCAUUGCUUUUCAGGGUUCUCCUAGGUGCAACCUGAAAUAGAAAAUUCUACAUAAUAAGAUGAAAGGCAUUUCGAGAGAGCAAUUUAGGAAAUGCUGUGACUCACAGUGUCUACUUCGGGCCAGAACAUUUUUCAUUGUCAGACAGCUCUUAAUUUUCUUAGUCCCAAAACAUUGGGCAACUGUCCCAGUCUCUCUUAGCAGGAUGUAGAGAGUUUUUAUAGAAGCCAAGAAUAUUUCUUAUCCCGUGGAUAGGGGUUGGAGGGAAGGUAGGAUUCCUUAUGGCAUGCAGUCAGUUUUCUGAGCCAAACAAUUAGACUUGCAAUUAUUGCUGUCUUUCAGGUAUCCCAGAGAAUCCUUGGAUGUAGUCAUCCUUUUGCAAGAGAUCAUUCCUCUUCUAAAGUAACCUUUCCUUGACUUCUUUCCUUACUUUCAUAAAUCACAGGACCAUUUUCCAAUACAGCUGUAGAAUUUUUUAAAAUUUAACUCUUUUUUUAGCAUAUAUCCUUUUGCCAAUAUUUUUUAAAAUCCAUUAAAGAAAAGAGUAGCUCAAGCCCUGUGUUCUCUCUUGUUAGAUUGGUGGGGAAAAACAUAACAAGAUGGUUACAUAAUCCAGUUUUCUGGAUUGCCCUCUUUUAAGAAAACAGAAGGCAGUUGCCACAUUUGGACUGAUGUUUCUUUCUUAUUCCAUACUAUUUAAGUCCACUGCUAUUGGCCACAGAAAGCUUUCAAUUAUCAAGGAGCACAUUUGAAAUAUGCAUAUAAGCAAAACUGGAGUCAGCGAAAGCAUAAUUCUAAUUAUAAACCACCUAUCUUGAGAUCAAUAUUGUUGUUUUAUGGAGAUUGGCAACAUUAUGAGAGUCCUUAAAGAUCUCUGGUCAUCACUUGCUCUGCUCAGGUCUUGCAAACUCAGAACCAUGUCCUGCGUCAAUUUAACUAGUGUGUUCUCCCUCUUUUCCUAUUGCCUUCCACUUUAUCAAACUUUAGCCCAAUAGGCAGGUUUGCAAAACUGAAGUUUGAUAAUGGAAGUGGUGCUUUAUUUAGAGGUGAAGAUAAGGCAGGCAUACUUAACUAUGGCUUCUUCUGUAGCAGAGAGAAUCUGGCUUUACAUCUUGCCUUCCACACAUUACUUGUGUUACUAAAUCAAAUGCUGGGCCAAAGAAGUCCUUUCUGCAUUUUAUAAAUUAGUGCAUCCUUCUUACACCUUACAAAAACGUCACUGUUGCAGAAGAGAAAAGUGAACUAUAGCCAGCAUCUCCUUGGCAUCUCAGACUCUUAAAGCCAUCUCUCUUUCUCAAGUCAGCAAAGGUGCAUUCCAGCCACUUUUGUUACAUUUAAAUCCAUCUUCACCCUGUGCUGAAGGCUAUGCACCGGAAGUAAAAUUCCGUAUGUUUUGACAGCCUGCUGGAUGCUGUCAUUUUUCUCGAUUCAUUAUUCUCUCCAGCACAGUGUUUCUAAACUCAAAAGGUCACCGCAUGCGUCUUUUCUCUUUGCCUGUAACUAACACCACUUUGGAAUAUGCCCGGCAUUCUAGUCUGACAUUUCCCGGAGGCUACGUUAGAGAUACGCACACACGUUGUCAGAAAAGUCUGUGCAAGAAUCAGAAUUGGGGAGAGCAACAGCUCAUCCAUCAAGGCUGUCAGGAUAGUCUGCUCUUUAGUUUUCCCUUUUACAGAAAAAAAAAAUCAAUCUCAGUCUGUGAGCUGCUGCUUCUAAACCCCAAUUUGGUCCGCUGUUCUGAUUGUGCUUUCCUGAGCAAGUGAAGGAAGGAGAGAAAGGAAGGAAGGAAGGAAAGCAAAAUGUAUACAAAUGCCUCCUGAAACCAGUGUGGUCUGUUGGGUGCCAAUUGGCAAGCACCCAUGGCACCAACAAUGGCCUCACAGAGUGAGGGAGGAGGUUUCCCACAAGAGGAUCAUUGCUAAAGGAGGUUCAAGGCUUUCCUGGCCCCAGAGAAAAGAGAAUGGCUUUUCCUAUCUACAGCUACAUGGCCAUUUAUUCCUUGAGCCACAGUAUUCAAAAGCAGCAGAGCUUUCCCUUUGUUUUUCAAUGGCAUGUCAUGCAUGAUCUUGGACUCUACUUUUGGGAGGAUAAUACAUCUGGCCCUGGCUUUACCAUCAUUUCAAGGUUCCCCUUCCUUGAGAGCUUUUCAUCAAAAACCUGAGAACUGUUGUGCAUAGUCUGGGCUGCAUUUUGGGUAGGCAAAAAACUCACCAUGUGUAAAGCUUGGCCAUAAUCCACAAAAUUAUAAGGUUCCCAACACUUCCCCCUUCUUUUUCUGCAUAGAAAUGGAUGGAAGACCAUUGGGCAGGAAUUACACAUUUGCACAGCUCUUUUUUUUAAAAAAGGGACGCAGGGGGUUAUUUUCAGGAACUUUACAUGCUACCCAACCCCUUCCUUCAAUAGCUGUCAAGCCAAUGUGGGAGCACUGCUUUUUACGAGUGGGCAAGCUACAUAGAAGAGAAUCACAUGGUCCUAGCUCCAGAGGGAAGGGAAAUGGAGACAUACUCCAUCUGAUAAUGCACUUUCCUUUCUCCCUCACAACCAAGAGCACCCAGAUCAUCUUUGUCUAAAUUCCUUCUUCUUCCCGUCAAUAACCAACAGAAACAGUGCACCAUGGGAGCUGACAGUCUUAGUGUGGGGAGGAAAUAGAACCACUUGAUCCAGGAUCCUGACAAUGAAUAACAACUAAAUAAACUUCCUAACAAUUCCAAGGAACUCCAAGGUUUAGAUGGGUGUGGCAUUGCUCUUCAGAGGAAAUGUUUGCAGGAAUACAAGAGACUAUCAAAAAGUAAUUUGCUGCCUGGGGAAACAACAUGAUGUUGCCCAUGCUAAUGCCAUUUCCAAAAAUGGGAAGGACUUUUGAACCUUAUGCCAACAUGAAUCAUGGAACAGCAUGAAGACCAGAAAAAGAAGAGCAGGGGGAGAUCAGAUACAGCUAAAAAAAAAAACCCUAAUGGUGUGUGCAUGUGCCUUCAAAUCGCCUUUCAACUUAUACUGACCUCAUGAAUUUCAUAGGGCUUUCAUGGGCAAGAAAUAGUCAGGGGUAGUUUUGCUAGUUCCUUCCUUUGAAAUAUAGCCUAUAGGAACUGUUAUCAUUGGCAGUAGAGUGGCUCUAUUUACCUUCCAAGAUCAGACAGCAUCUGAUGCCUUGUGAGAGUUAGUUCGUAGUCUCAGAAGCAACACUCCUAUCUAAAAAGGAUUGUGUCUAUAGUAUAAAGAUGCCUUCUUCUGGUUGUUCUCAUCCAGCCUUCUGGCUGCCAGCAUCCUUCGUGGUCCCCUCUCCAAUUCUGUAAUGCUGGCAUCCAACAACAUUUGGAAUGCCUGCCUGACUUUGUCUUUCUUUCAAAUAAACACAAAACAUGUAGCAUUUAUGACGAUGUACGUAAAAUAAGUUAUAUAUAGGAUUUAUAUGUAUAUAUGUUUCCCUUCAGUGAAGGAUUUUAGCAUUAUACUGAGCCUCUUGUAAAAGAUAUUUAUUUUGUGUACAGUAACUGUUUUUAGCAGCAGGAGAGAAAGGGCAACUGCAUUCAACAAUGUUGCUGCCUCUCCCUUCUUUUGUGUUGAGGAGUCAAGAAAUCUUGCUCCUUUUUCCUAACGGCUUAGUUGUACAGCUAGUAUCUCAAUACAGUUUGGCAUGUAAACCUAGAAAGCUGGUUCCAGUGAAGAUCUGCAGUAAAUAAAAAAAAAGCAUCCUAAUCUCCUUUUAUUUUUUGUCUUUUGAAGAAAAAAAACAAGCCCUAUUUUUUUUCUUUCCUCUCCCACUUUUAGUCUUUAGAAACAGAUAGCCAGAUUGUAAUAAGACUGUACUAGCCUUUGGCUGUGAAUAAAAUACUUCAAUUAAAUUCCCUCAA
This is a messenger RNA of Anolis carolinensis (green anole), 11385 nucleotides long. RefSeq names its product ADAM metallopeptidase with thrombospondin type 1 motif 8 (gene adamts8). Lineage: Eukaryota; Metazoa; Chordata; Lepidosauria; Squamata; Anolidae. The record is from RefSeq and is a predicted model, not a curated record. Gene Ontology annotation, molecular function: zinc ion binding; metalloendopeptidase activity. The transcript is spliced from 9 exons. Gene Ontology annotation, biological process: proteolysis; extracellular matrix organization. The coding region runs from base 685 to 3480 and encodes 931 amino acids.